AUGACAACGAAGCAUCGGACACAGCUGACGAGACGCCCACUGAGUAGCGCAACUUCUAUUCCUGGAGGCAACAAUGAAGAUACCACUUCUGAUCAGAAUUCCACAGAUGACGAUUUUAUUACCCUUAUAAAGCCAUUUUUACAGAGUGGAUGUGAUUGUCACUAUGGGAAAAAUCAAAGCGUGUGCACCAAAUCUUUCGAUUUUGACGAGGUGGUCAAGCCUCGUAUGCAAUGUAUUAAACUUUCCUCUGUAGAACUUGAUCUGGUGAUACUGGGAGCAUUACAAAGUCAUGUGAAUUUCUCCAAUUCUCCAAAAAAAUGCCAUCGGAUAAGUUACUUUUUCCGCGGUGUUGAAGUAUGUAAGAAAACAUCUCUCUUUGUGUAUGGCAUAGGCAAAUCACGACUGGAAAGCUUAAAAGCUCAUUAUAAGAGACAUGGAAUAGUUCCAAGAACACACGGUAACACUUCACAACUGCCUAAAAACACCCUUAAUCAUGAAGUCUUGGACCGAACUGUCACAUUUAUAAAAAACUUUGCUGCUGACCACGCAGUUGCCCUUCCAGAAAGAGCUCCACACUUAAAUAAUUUGAAAGUUCAGCUGCUUCCUUCAUCUGAAAGCAAAGCAUCUGUCUGGCGACAGUGCAGAAAGGUAUCGGAAGAGAAACAUUUGAACGCAGUAAGCUACAGCAAAUUUGUUGCCCUCUGGAACACUUUCACGCCAUAUAUUGUAGCAAUGACUCCCGCAUCUGAUCUUUGCAGUCUCUGCCAGCUUAAUAAUGCUAAAAUAAGUCAAAAUGUCAAUGUGAGCAACCACGAGAAAUGGAAAUGUCUCAGUGAUCAAGAAAUGCAUCUGCAAGAAGCAAAAUCAGAACGGCCUUUUAUGAAAAGAAACAUUGCUGCAUGUAAAGAGGUGUUACAAGACAGCGUAAUCGACCACUUGUCACCCAGGCCCAAAAACUGUUGGGCGAACUUAAAUUAAGCACACGACAAGUUGUACGCGUGCAGUACGAAAUUGAUUGUUGAACGAAAACAAGCAAGCCAUGCUUCUCUCGGUCGGGUGAGAAAAAAGUUAACACUAUAACUAAGAAUUUUUUUCUUACAUCUUGUGAAAAAAAAUAAACAUUGAAUGAUAAUGCAAUGAUUGCAUUACACGUGUUCGAAGGUUUCAGGUUUCUUUUGACGUAUGCAAAUUUCAGCACAGACAAAAUUUUAAAUUCUUAUUUACUUGUUCAUCCUCCAGUGGUCUCUGCUGCUGUCUCAAACAUCUUCACUCAAUUUUAAUUGCACUGAAUGCUUUCUUUAACAAUAAAGUUUCAGUGCAAGAUAUUACAAUCGUGUUGUCCAAGGUGUACAUGUAAUGUAAUUCAAUAUUCUGUUCUAAAAAUACGCUGGGAAGGCGAUGGUGUCAUUCCUGUCACUUCGUCAAUGCCAUCACUAACAGCAUCCUCACGCACAUUUGUCUUAGUUGAUUUUCUUGCUAUGAGUCUUCAUGAAACAAAAAAAACUUGUCAUCCUUUGAUCACCACAGCAAAGGGAGAAUAGGAAGACUAGCUCGAAGAUCUGAUAUUCUUGACUGAUUUUAAUAACACUGCAACACGGAGUCGUUUCAGUCUGCAUUCACAGGACCAGCUAAAUACAAACUAAUAUCAGUUUGAGAG
This is a messenger RNA of Porites evermanni, 1657 nucleotides long. NCBI's taxonomy places the organism in Eukaryota, Metazoa, Cnidaria, Anthozoa, Scleractinia, Poritidae. The record is from the annotation of a GenBank genome assembly.